GUUUGGUACAGAAGCAAAAGUCAACUAUCUCAGUCACUUUGUUAUAGACAACCUGACGGUUAAUUACAUAUUUUUGCCAGAAAUCUUCACUACCGGCCGCAGCUGAUUAACAGGUUCUACCACACCGGAUUCUCCUCUGCUGCCUUAUUACUACGCAAUACUAUUACAUCUUAAAAUAAUCGUGAUUUGAGGUGAUUCCGAUUGAUCAACCGCCUAAUAAUAAAACAAACACAAAAAUUACAAAUAGUGAGAGUAAGAAACCACUUACGUGUUCACAUCCUAGUUAACUCAUCGUUUCUGGGAUAAAGAUUGAGAUUAUCAGAUUAUUAUCGUUCAGUAAACAGGUUAUAAAGAUAAAACGCCAAGAUGUUUGCCAUUAUGCAGAUUGACAACGACGUCAGCGGAGGUCAGUUCAGGAGAAAAAUGAGGUCCAAGUGCGAGUUUGUCUGCAAGUAUUGUCAAAGGAGGUUUACGAAACCGUACAACCUCAUGAUUCACGAAAGGACGCACAAGAGUCCAGAGGUGACGUUCAGUUGCGAAAUUUGCGGGAAGAGUUUUAAACGGCAGGACAACCUCAAACAACACAGAUGUAAUCAGUGCUAUUGGAGGUAAAGGGCUCCUAUGGUUGAAAAAGGGCUAACCCAGUCCUUCUUAAUUUUAAAAGUGAGCAUACACUACCCAGCCAAUACAACCUGUAGUUGUUUCAGUAGCAGAUACUAGUAUUUAGACGCCUUUAAAAUUUCUUCACAUACAGUAUUUAUUGCGUUUUUAAUGUUUUGUAAAUAUAUCUUUAGAAUUAAUAAUAUUUAUUAUACAAUGUAUUAUUAAACUUAUUAGUUAGUAAGCCAAGAC
This is a messenger RNA of Diabrotica balteata, 852 nucleotides long. NCBI's taxonomy places the organism in Eukaryota, Metazoa, Arthropoda, Insecta, Coleoptera, Chrysomelidae. The record is from the annotation of a GenBank genome assembly.